AUGAAUGAGUUAGCACGGGCUGAAAUCACUAAAUCAACCAAUGUUGACCCUCUUGAAUCAGACAUGGCACGCAAUAAUCUUUACCAGACUGAUCACCCAUAUAGUAUAACAGCGAAGAUCACGGCGAACAAGUCUAAGAUGAAGCUAUUGCAAGGACCCUUCGCGAAAGCAUACACUUUACUAAAUGAAGAACAAUGUGAUUUCUUGCGCAAAUUGUACCUCGAACUCGAAGAUGAUCCACUUCAUCCUCUCUUUGCCGAUGAUGUAUUCCCUAAAGUUCAACAGACUUUGGAAUAUCUGUCUAUUUGUCCGAAAAGACGGAAUGAGUUGUUGUCAUCUCUACAACAACUAAUGAGCGAGCGUCCCUCUGCCAAACCUGACAAGGAUGUUCACGCUGAACAUAUUCGGUCAAAUUCGAACAAAAGGGAGAUUACCAGCGCAUGUACCGUACCGUCCGAUAGCCCAAAGAAACGGCAUCGUAAAUGUUCAGACCCCAACAUAAAGCGUAAGUAUGGCGAAUGGAUACUAAAUUUCCAACAGGAACAUCAAGUGUACGCUGCGCGUGAGAUCGAAGAACUGGAUGUUAAGGAGCUGGCAGCUACCAAUAAGCCUCUUUCACAGGAGCCUUAUGAUCCAACCGCACUUUCAUUCUUCAUAAGUGAAGACCAAUGGCAGUCACUCCCAAUUUCGGAUUAUGAGUUAACAGCUAAUACCUACUAUGCCGGAGAUGGUUUUUCCCUGUCGACCGAUGAUGCAAAAU
Paraglomus brasilianum is the source of this 760-nucleotide messenger RNA. The record is from the annotation of a GenBank genome assembly. Lineage: Eukaryota; Fungi; Glomeromycota; Glomeromycetes; Paraglomerales; Paraglomeraceae.